Messenger RNA from Erpetoichthys calabaricus (reedfish), 2809 nucleotides. RefSeq lists its product as uncharacterized. The transcript has 13 exons. NCBI's taxonomy places the organism in Eukaryota, Metazoa, Chordata, Cladistia, Polypteriformes, Polypteridae. Bases 22 to 2445 code for a protein of 807 amino acids. The record is from RefSeq and is a predicted model, not a curated record.
UGGGAACACAGGGUGAGAGCAAUGGGGUUUGUCACGCUCUUGGUGUCCUGCUCCCUGCUGUCUUCUGCAGCCUUAGCAUCGCACAUGCAGGGCGGCAUCAUGACCUUCACUCCAAAAGGGAAGAACCCAGACGGGACUAUCAGGGUGGACUUCCGGUACAAAGAAUCAUUCCGGGCUUCUUGCCACCGGGAGUUUUUCUGGGGCUGCUACAAUGGGAACUGCGGCUACACCAAAGAAUUUAACUACGGGCAGAUCGACAGUAGUCCAGUGGGCGACAGCUGGUGCCAGGCCGAGGGGUACAUGUCAAGGAGUCUGUUCAGUGACAAGCCCUUUGACCUACGAGAAAGCAGUUGCUGUUGGGUCUACAAUUCCUAUGGGUACCCAGGUUGGCAGCUUUUGACUCACAUAGACCUGGGUGUGAGGUCUGACACUGGGAUUCCCAACAGAUCUCCAGUUACAACACUCCCUCCACACAUAAGGGUUCCUCAGAAUUGUCCCACAACCUACAAGUUGAUGGCCCAUGACCCGGAUGGCGAUUAUGUAAAGUGCCGAUAUGGACAUUCUUACAAUUACGAAUGCUACACCUGUGCUCAACACUCUGGCUUCACAAUAAAUGAGAAUUCAUGUGAAUUGACCUAUUAUGGUGGACAGGGAGGGCUCUUCAUGUUUGAACUUGUCAUGGAGGAUUUCAGCAAGUGGUACAUCAGAUUACAAUAUAACGAUGGCUCUUCUUCUUACAAAAUGCCCUUAAGCUCUGUGAGGAUUCGGCGAGCUACAACCAAUAGCACCAGCUCAUCCAACUCCACUUAUCCUUCAUUGUCCAAUGUCACUUCUACAGUCAGUUACUCAUGGUGGAAUGUAAUAUCCUCAACAACCCUUCAACCAAGAACAUCCAUUUCCAAUAGCUACCAGCAAAACAUCUCAAUAUCUUCUUCUACAGCAGCCCCGAACAAUUGGUGGCCAUGGCUUAAUGGUGGAUACUCAACAAACACACCCCCCACAACUCAGUCAGCAGGUUCUGGGCCCACUGACUCAUUGAGCAGAAUACCUAUCCAGUUUAUCUUAGAAGUUUCUACCCCUGUGCCUUCCUGCACUUUUGGAGAAUACAGACCUCGGUUUUUGUAUCCAACGCCUGAACACGGGGAGAUGAAAAAAGCAUCCGUUGGCAACGACUUUCAGUUUGGUGUAAAAGCACAAGCGUCAUAUGCAAGCAUAUACUCCGUUAUAGUCAGCGGCCCACUUAAUAUAAGCAAAGUAUUUCAGUACGAUUACAGAACAGGCAUUGGAGAGGCGGUGGUGAAAUGGACACCAAGUGAAAAUGAUCUGGGUGAGGUUAUGCCCAUCUGCUUCUUUGCUGAGACUCAAGAAGGGUAUCAGUCCGAGAUGAGAUGCAUCACAGUAACAGUUGGACGGCCCACUCGCCCACAGAUCAGUAUCGAUGCCAGUGUUGUGUGUACCCAGACAACGAUGACCCUGUUUGUGCUGAAGUCCUCCAUACGUGGCCUCAAUGAACAUUACGUACGCCUCAAUGACCCAACCUGCUUGGUGACAUCUAACUCAAGCCACCUAAUCGCCAGUGUGUCCCUCAACUCCUGUGGAACGCAGCUUCAGGAAAACUCCACUGAUCUCAUUUUCCGUAACGAGAUUACAUCAUUUGAUCAUCCCCAUGAAGUUAUAACAAGAAAGAAUCAGGUGGAGAUUCCAUUCAGCUGCUCUUUCCCUAAGACGAGUCAUGUUUCCAGCUCUUUCAUCGCACACAAGGCCAACUACAUGUUCUCCGAAGCCGGCUUUGGGACCUUCACCUACAUAUUUGAGUUUUAUGAGAGCAGUGAAUUCACAAGGAUCAUCGACCCCAGCCGAUACCCCAUUGAGGUGGAACUCGAGCAGAUGCUAUACAUGGAGAUUGACGUACAGUCUUCGAUUGCCAACACCAAGCUGUUUGUAGAGUCUUGCCGAGCCACACCUCACGAUGACCCCUAUGACCCCAUCUAUUAUGACAUUAUUUCAAACGGGUGUGUUCAAGAUGACACGACAAUCGUCUACUCCAAUAACCAAACCGAGUUCAGAUUUGGGGUUGCAGCUUUCAAUUUCAUCGGAGACUACAGCCAGGUGUACAUAAGCUGUACUGUCAUUCUGUGCAUCGCUGGGAAUCCCGGAACGCGGUGCGCACAGGGCUGCAUGAAUAAUGGCUCUUCAACUGUAUACUUUAGACGAAGGAGAGCGUUAUCUUUGGAGAGCCAGGAGCACUUCAUCUCUCAAGGGCCUCUCUAUCUUACAAAAAGAACUCAGUAUAAUAAUGAUUCCGGACAGAUCUUGAGUCAGAACAUUCUGGUUAUUGUAGUAGCUCUUGUCGUGGCCGUCAUCCUUGUCUCCGGUGUUGUGAUAUACCGAGGAAAAUUGCCAGGGGUGGUCCGAUAUUCACGGCUUCCAUCUGCAGAGUGCUGAGAAUUGGGAGAAUGAAGGGCGGCCUGAAGACGAUGGUUGACUUUAUAAAGACAGUUGAUUUGUGUUACUUAGAAAAAGCUUUAAAUAAACUGAAUGCUUAUUUUACUGUUUAAUCUGUGGCUACAAUUCAAAAUUAACAAAACAUUCAAAUAUUAAAGCUGGGAGAAGUGAUCUGUGAUCAAACCUAAAUAAUAUGCUAGCAUGAAACAUUUAAUGCAGAGAUUCUUUAAUUAAAGAGAAAAUAACUUCAGUAUAGAGUGCCUUUCUCUUCUGUCUGUCGUGGUGUCUCUUAUCAUGUAUCAAACAGCCAUGUAUUUCUACUUCACAUUUUGGAAAUUAUAAAAAGUGAAAUAAAAUGCUAUAA